Molecule: messenger RNA, 1506 nt
Organism: Musca vetustissima
Lineage: Eukaryota; Metazoa; Arthropoda; Insecta; Diptera; Muscidae
Exons: 2
Coding region: 1-1506 (501 amino acids)
Source: RefSeq, a predicted model, not a curated record
AUGUAUCCCGCAUAUUCACCAGGUCUAGGUUCGAGACCUCGUCUACAAUCCUUGCAUCCUUUUCGUCAGCUAAUUUCGGCGGGAUCUCAUCCGAAUGGUGCUUGGACAGGUGGUGGAGGUGGUUCCGGCCACUCGGGAUAUGGACCCGAACCUCCGGAAUACGAUUACCAUUCGGGACCCCCGGCCCCCAGUGGUGGUAGUUAUUCAUAUCACUCGACGGCUGGUACGGGCUAUGGAGUACCACCACCUGCACCACAUCCCCACCCCAAUCCCCAUCCACAUCCUCCGGUGCAUCCACCCACUGGAGGCACCGGUUAUGGUUACGGAGGAGGAGGUGGUGGAGGCAAGAAGAAAGGAGGUGGCGGAGGUGGUGGUGGUAAAAAAGGCAAACGGGGCUCCUCAACCAUUACGGCCCUGACUUUGUUGUCGUUUUUCUUUUUCGUGAAUCUCCUGCAAGGAUGCAUUAAGGAUCACAUGGACUCAAUGAAUCCCACCGUGAUGGUCAUGACCACCGAUAUACGACGCAGUAGCCUCAAUAAAAUGGGUGAUAUGAAUUCUAGGGAACAAGGUUCAUCGGCAGGUGUGGUGGCCUCAGGAGGGGCAAAUUUGGUAAUGCAACCUGCGGAUAUGUUGGCCUCCGCUGCUUUGAAUUCGGCCUCAGUUAUGGAAGCUAUGAAACCCUAUGUUAAUUUACAAUCACCCUAUAGUGGAGUGAUGACCAAACCUCUGGAUGUUAUGGCCUCACAGCCACAUCAACAACCCCCUCCAGCUCCCGGGACAGUGGUAACCCAUUAUCAGCCGCAAAGUGUAGAACAGCCUCAGGUUAGCUAUGCCCCCAGGCCACCGUUUUAUGAUCAACAACAUCAACCGGAUGUUUAUGAGCCAAGGCCAAGCUUUGGAGCCCCGGUUCCUCAAUAUGGACCACCGUCCCAAUCAAAUUAUUCCCCACGGCCAUCGAACAAUGAGCCUCCUCCCCCAUCCUAUCAACAGAAUCAACAGCCACCCAUUUAUAUGGGUUCGCCCAUGGACCAGCCUCAACUCCAGCAUGGUUAUGGCAAUAAUGAUUAUUCUCCCCCACCUCCUCCACCACAACAACCUUCUUCAUAUUCCACACCCCGAAAUCCUUUUUAUGAUCCGCCAAAUCCUUCCUACCAUAAUUCCUACAAAGGGGUCUAUACGGCCUCUCAACACUCACCGGAUAAUGGUUAUCAGAAAUAUCCAGCCCAAAAAUAUCCACAAAAAUAUCAGGAAGAGGAGGCACUGCCUGGAGAUUCAUAUCACCAUCAUCAAGGUCCUGUUCCAUGGUCUUCGUCACAAUCCUCGUCAUCGGUGGUAUCGGGACCUAUACGACGGGCAACAAUUGUCUCCAUAUCACCAACCAUAAAAUGGGUUUCAGUACCCUCCAAUGUGGAUGAUCAUACCGAUUUUGACCAGCAUGCAGAGGAGGCAGAUGAAAUCCGGCGCAGUAGCCGUUAUGACGAGAUAUCCUUUAAUGAUAAGCCUUAA